This is a messenger RNA of Solea senegalensis (Senegalese sole), 2240 nucleotides long. Its product is annotated as tubulin-specific chaperone D-like. The transcript has 25 exons. NCBI's taxonomy places the organism in Eukaryota, Metazoa, Chordata, Actinopteri, Pleuronectiformes, Soleidae. The record is from RefSeq and is a predicted model, not a curated record. Bases 1 to 2220 code for a protein of 739 amino acids. Gene Ontology annotation, molecular function: GTPase activator activity; beta-tubulin binding. Gene Ontology annotation, biological process: bicellular tight junction assembly; adherens junction assembly; post-chaperonin tubulin folding pathway. Gene Ontology annotation, cellular component: lateral plasma membrane.
AUGACACGCCCUGAUGUGAAACAGAAGUGCCUUGGAGAUUUUUUGGACUGGAGCCUCUGCAUUAUUUCCCAGACCAGUGAUCAGUCACUGACGGAUGUUAGGGUGCUGGAUGGUGCCCUGCAGUCUCUGGCAAAGCUUUUUAAACAUGGGAAACGAGAUGACCUCCUGCAGUAUGCUCCUACAGUUCUGCAAUGUCUCGAGCAGAAACAUCUGUUAGAGAGCAGUGAGGCCAUUUUGAGGAAGUUCAGUGUCAAACUAAUGCAACGACUUGGCCUCAAUUUUCUGAAGCCACGUUUGGCUGCUUGGCGGUACCAGAGAGGCAGCCGCUCCCUGGCCGCAAACCUUUCCAUGUCCCAAACUGCUGUAACAGCUGAUGCUGUGACUCCUCAUGCAGACACACGGGAACAGGAGGAGGACUUUGACAUACCUGAAGAAGUAGAGACUGUUAUUGAGCAUCUGCUGGUGGGACUAAAGGACAAGGAAACAGUGGUGCGCUGGUCUGCAGCAAAAGGCAUUGGGAGGGUGACUGGGAGGCUUCCCAAGGAAUUGGCAGAUGAGGUUGUUGGAUCACUGCUGGACUGCUUGAGCUUCCAGGAAACUGACAAUGCUUGGCAUGGAGGCUGCCUGGCCUUGGCAGAACUUGGUAGGCGAGGCCUGCUGUUGCCUUCCAGAUUGACAGAUGUUGUGCCACUCAUCAUCAAGUCACUGAUCUAUGAUGAAAAGAGGGGAGCAUGCAGUGUUGGUUCUACUGUGCGAGAUGCUGCCUGCUAUGUGUGCUGGUCAUUUGCCAGAGCUUAUGAGCCCACAGAGCUCCAGCCUUUCGUCACUCAGAUUGCCAGCGCUUUGUUGAUCACGGCCGUGUUUGAUAGGAACGUUAACUGCCGCAGAGCUGCUUCUGCUGCCUUCCAGGAGAAUGUUGGCAGACAGGGAACUUUUCCUCAUGGUAUUGACAUUUUAACUGCAGCAGAUUACUAUGCUGUUGGAAAUCUCAACAGCUGCUACCUGAACAUCAGUGUUUACAUAGCCAGUUUCCCAGAGUACACCAAUGCUAUGAUAGACCAUUUAAUAGCCAUGAAGAUCAACCACUGGGACAGCGUGAUCCGGGAGCUCGCAAGUAAAGCUCUUCACCACUUGACGCCUCAAGCGCCUGAUUAUAUGGCAACAACAGUUCUGCCAAAGCUGUUGACCAUGGCUGUGGGCAUUGACCUUCACGGUCGCCAUGGAGCUAUUCUGGCAUGUGCAGAGGUCACGCAUGCUCUUUACAAACUGGGCCUUCAGACCAACAGGACUGUGGUGGACAUGAUUUCCUCAGAAUGCGUAGAUGCAUUAAAAAACAUUCACCAAAACCUACACAACAGAAAACAAUACAGGGGUUUUGGUGGAGAGCUAAUGAGACCAGCAGUGUGCAGCCUAAUAGAAAAGCUGUCCUUGUCCAAAAUGCCUUUUAAGAAUGAUCCACUUAUCGCCGAGUGGCAGCAAUUCAUUGAUGACACCAUACGAACCCUUCAUCUUGUUUCUUCUGGAGUGAAGGACAGCAUGAUGGAUGCUGUGAUAGCAGCCUUGUCUGCCUUGUGUGAGGAAUACUACCAGACACAGUCAGGACAGGCUGACCCACAAAUCCAAGAUGCCCUGGUAUCUCGAUACGUUGACGGACUCAAGAGUCCACAGAUACUCAUGCGUUGUGGAUCCGCCCUUGCCCUCGGCUGUCUGCCGAGAUUUAUCAUCAGUGGUAAACUGGAACAGAUCCUGGAAGGUCUUCAGCAGAUGUGCACAGUAACCCAGGAGGCGAGUUUUACAGAGGCGAGGAGAGAUGCUGUCAAGGCAAUUUCUCAAGUGUGUGUGACGGUUGGUGUUUGCGUCCAGGGUUCCCCAGACUCUGCUCUUUGUGGUGAAAAUGUAGCUGGGGUGUAUGACACGCUGCUCAAAAACAUCAACGACUACACAACCGACAGCAGAGGGGACAUAGGAGCCUGGGUGAGGGAGGCAGCAAUGACCAGUCUGAUGGAUGUGACACUGCUGGUGGCCAGCACUGCUCCAGAGAUCCUUUCUUCAGAUCAGAUGAGAUGCAUGAUGUGUGGCCUGGCCAAGCAGGCAGCUGAGAAGAUCGACCGAUCCAGAGCCCACGCCGGCAACAUCUUCUUGCGCCUCCUCCAUAGCACAGAGCCUGCAGUACCACAUAUCCCCCACCGGGAGGAGGUCUUGGCCAUUUUUCCUGUGUGAGUAAUUCCUGCUUUUCACUU